Messenger RNA from Penicillium daleae, 450 nucleotides. RefSeq lists its product as uncharacterized. The record is from RefSeq and is a predicted model, not a curated record. Lineage: Eukaryota; Fungi; Ascomycota; Eurotiomycetes; Eurotiales; Aspergillaceae. The coding region runs from base 1 to 450 and encodes 149 amino acids. The transcript has 3 exons.
AUGGAGAUGUUUCUCCAGGCUUCGGAUAGAGCAAGUCAAAGACACGAGUCUCGCCAGGAACUCUUCCGAGAGCGUACCAUACAUAAUAAGCAUAACCGCCCUGCUAAGGUCAAAGCCCUUUACCAGAGGCGUGUGAAACUCUGGAUCGGUUUUCUUGUUAACACCGGAAGGGUUCCAGAUAGCUAUGAGAUCAAAAAAGGGUCUCCUGCUCCCGAUGUCAACUUGAUCAAAGCUUUCAUCCGCUGGUACGUGUUUCAUGCAAGAAGAGGUGCUCGCACAGGCGUGUUGCCUAGCAUGAGAAGUGUUUUGUGGAUUAGAGAUGAUCUGAGAUUCAUUGAUCUCAGAAGCAGCCGAAGAGCUGCACGUCACGACUGCUCUGCUUCUCGUGUCUCAGAAGCAGCCGAAGAGGCACACAUCGCGGCCGCUCUGCGUCUUGUAUCUCUGGAGUAA